GAUUCGAGUAAUCCUUGGAAAUCUUGAUGAUUUACAUCCAUUUUCUACAGAGCACUUCACUGUUUUUCCAUGUAUCCUUUCUUUCCUACUCGUAAAAGAAAAGAUGCAAUGACUUGUAUCCGUUGGGCAUUGUUUAAUUCAACAUUCAUGUCUAACUGUGUGCAGAUCUUUAGCUGCAGUACGACUCCUUUGAGCUUUGCAGUUUUACAUUAGCUGAAGAUCCUCCUCAGUUGUUGCCUUCAGCAGAGAGAGAACUGAUGUGAAAAGUGUUUUGCAGUGUUUUCAGGUGAACAGCCCUGCGUUCCAAACCUAAUUGAGCCAGAGAAAAUGAACUUGUGUACAUAAGGUCACAGGAAGCCCACCUAAUGCAAUUGCAAGCAAAGCUAGUGCAUUGCUUCAAAAGGGUAAUAAAAUGUAAACCACUCCUUCCAGGCUCAGCAACAUUGGCCCACUAGUAGAGAAGACCGGAGUAGAUUUCUUGUAAGGUGCAUGAGGAUUAAAUACUGUAGUUGCUGUAGUGGAAAGGGUUAAAAAGAAAUUACUCUUCUGAGGCUCUUGUUGAAGAGAAAAGUAAGUUAGUUGAAUGAGAAGCCUUUUCAGCCCUAAGGUGUGUCAGUUUGUGAAUCAGGUCAGGCCCUCUGGCAUCACCUCCUGUGGUUCUGAGUGCCCAGGAGUAAUGAACACCCACGUGUUUCCACCUCCACGGCAUUCCCUUCCAGUCUCGGAAGACUGUGCUGUUGCUGCAGCUCGUGACAGCAGGGAAGAACGAGGUCAUCCUCUUCCUUUGUCAGAAACAGAUUUGAGUAGAUGGGAGAGAGUAUCAAAGAUGAGAUUCAAACAUGAGAAUGUCCAUCUUGUGCCUUAUCCCUACAUUUGCACUAUGUAUCUAGAACUCAACUCGUUUCAGCAGAACGUCUCUUGUGGUAAAGAAGUAAAAAAGGAGAGUGAUGAGCUUGUCGAGAGAAAUGCAGUGUCAGAAAGUACUACAGUGGAGAAAACAGUGAAGAGGAGAAGACUGGAAGUCAGAGCAGAGACCUCAUGCCCACAGCCGGGUACGGACAGACCCAGAGCCGAGUGUGUUCACCACAUGAAUACAGCAAAGCAUGGAUUUGAAAAGAAUCACUCCAGAGAAAACGAGUGUGAGUUUAGUCCUGCGUCCCGUUCCAUGGGCUGUAAUCACAUGCGUUUCUGGGGACCUGUGGAGCCUGACCUUGAACAAAGAGCAGCAGCUGGUCAGGCGGAGGGUGCCGUGCAGCUCGUGCAGCAAAUGGCCCAAACGGUAAACAAGGGAAACGUGGAGCCUGAAGGAAGAGGUCGCUCAGCGUUCUGGAGAAGCAUAAUCUUUUUGCCACUACAGCAUCUUUUUGGUGGAAAGAACUGAUCUGGAGGUACUGACCUUUUGUGGAAAGGUAAACUUGUAGCGUGAAUGUUGGGUUGUAUUGUUUCCUUUGUAAUUCAGCUUUUCACAUUGCUUGUCUCAGCUACUAAAUGUUUUACAUUAAGUUCUACUUUGUUCACAUUUCCAAGUUAGCGUUCUGAAGAUGUUGGGUUAGAAUGUCUUUUUCUUCACAACCCAGAGUUUUUGGAAAACAGACUUUAGGGUUUUGAUCCUUGAGUGUCAUAAGUUGGGAAUUUUACAUUUAUAGAUUGUUAGAUGGCACUCUAAUAAAACAAGCAUCAACUUGGAA
Messenger RNA from Tyto alba (common barn owl), 1688 nucleotides. It is a transcript of the gene MAJIN, whose product is annotated as membrane anchored junction protein. Bases 584 to 1381 code for a protein of 265 amino acids. Lineage: Eukaryota; Metazoa; Chordata; Aves; Strigiformes; Tytonidae. Gene Ontology annotation, biological process: meiotic attachment of telomere to nuclear envelope; homologous chromosome pairing at meiosis. Gene Ontology annotation, cellular component: nuclear inner membrane. The record is from RefSeq and is a predicted model, not a curated record. The transcript has 8 exons. Gene Ontology annotation, molecular function: DNA binding.